CCGGUUAAGUCCUGCAGACCUCGUAGAAUGAAAGCGACAAAAGCGUGAAUUGAGAAUAUCUUCGUAUUGGAUGCUGCAGAUUCUGCCCGCAGACAGGAGUCGCGGUUAUCGGGAGGACAGACAGCUUUUAAAAUGAACCGAACAAGGUCCAGUCUGAACAAAAAGCCCCGCCAACCCACGACCAGGAUCACGCGCAGCGCCAGCUCCCAGAGCAAAGGCAAAGACCCAGAGCCCAGUCUGUUCGCCAAACAGCGCAAGAAGCAGAGUGACUGGGGUCUGACCAAGGAGCUGAGCCAGAUGAGUGUUGAUGGACAGGAUGAGUUGAGUGAUGGGAAUCGUCUCAGUCAGGGUUCGGUUCUCAAAGGUGGGUGUGAAGCCAAGUCAAGAUCUGGAGGUGGUCUGGCCUCUGUGGUGCGGCUGCUGAAGCUUGGUCGAUGUAAGAACGUGGUGGUGGUGGCCGGAGCUGGAAUCAGCACUGCCAGUGGGAUCCCCGACUUCAGGACCCCAGGCACGGGUCUUUACGCCAACUUGGAGAAGUACAGCAUCCCAUAUCCUGAAGCCAUUUUCAACAUCGACUACUUUUCCAACGACCCGCAGCCCUUCUUCUCUCUGGCCAAGGAGCUGUACCCCGGCAGCCAUCGCCCCAACUACGUCCACUACUUCCUGCGUAUGCUGCAUCACAAAGGCCUGCUGCUGCGGUUGUACACCCAGAACAUCGAUGGGCUGGAGAAAUUGUGCGGUAUUCCAGAAGACAAACUGGUGGAAGCACACGGCAGUUUCGCCACAGCCUCCUGCCAUCUCUGCUACACACCUUACCCAGCCGAUGAGGCCAAGCUCUCGAUCAUGAACGACAAGGUCCCUGUGUGUGGCUUCUGCUCUGCAACCGUCAAACCCGAUGUCGUGUUUUUCGGGGAGGACCUUCCACAGAAGUAUUUCCUUAACACAGUGGACUUCCCCAAAACGGACCUACUCAUCAUCAUGGGAACCUCUCUGCAGAUCGAGCCGUUUGCCAGCCUGGUCAAUACAGUACGCUCCACUGUCCCACGUCUCCUCUUGAAUCGGGACGCCGUGGGUCCAUUCCAGAAGAGCCCCUUACGCAGGGGGGACUACAUGGAGCUGGGAGACCUGGAGACGACCGUCCGACGCUUUGCCGACUUGCUGAGCUGUAACACAGAGAUCGAGGAACUGAUGAUGAGAGCAGAAGCGAAUCUGCCACCGUUGGUCAGCAUCGCUCCACCUGUUCCAGAAGGCUCUGACCACCCGAUGAUGUCAGAGUUCAGUGGUGGCGAGGACACCGACUCAGAGACGGACAGCAAGAGUUCGGCCUCGUCCCACCUGAGUCACUGAAGACGAAGCACUGGAGGUGUUCACACUACGAUUCAGGUUCUUUCAGUGAAUGAUCCGUAACCUUAAAGCACUUGUUCAUGU
This is a messenger RNA of Synchiropus splendidus (mandarinfish), 1428 nucleotides long. RefSeq lists its product as uncharacterized. The transcript is spliced from 8 exons. NCBI's taxonomy places the organism in Eukaryota, Metazoa, Chordata, Actinopteri, Syngnathiformes, Callionymidae. Gene Ontology annotation, molecular function: NAD+ binding. The record is from RefSeq and is a predicted model, not a curated record. Bases 133 to 1347 code for a protein of 404 amino acids.